This is a messenger RNA of Nerophis ophidion (straightnose pipefish), 4766 nucleotides long. It is a transcript of the gene alcama, whose product is annotated as activated leukocyte cell adhesion molecule a. Gene Ontology annotation, molecular function: cell adhesion molecule binding. Bases 235 to 1950 code for a protein of 571 amino acids. Gene Ontology annotation, cellular component: cell-cell junction. The transcript has 16 exons. The record is from RefSeq and is a predicted model, not a curated record. Lineage: Eukaryota; Metazoa; Chordata; Actinopteri; Syngnathiformes; Syngnathidae. Gene Ontology annotation, biological process: cell-cell adhesion.
UCACAAUUAUCCUUCCUGCCACAACUGCUGAGCGUGACUUCGUAAGCUCUCCAGAAAAGCCCCACCAAAAACAACUAAAACCAAACUAACCCUAACUGCUUCCAACGCUCGUGGGGAUCAUUUAAAAAACCACCAUCUUCGUUGAAAACCAACCUUUUUUUUUAUUUUUUUGCCCUUCCAAAGAAGAGAACCCCCCCCCCACCCCCCCCCUCCUCUGCCAGACUCCACGCCACCAUGCACUUGUUGUCCAGCAGCUGCGUGGGAUCCCUCGUCCUCGUCCUCGCCACGCUUCUCUGUCGAGUGAGCUGCACUGAGACGGUGGUAGGCCUGUACGGUGAAACGCUUGAGAUUCCGUGCAACAAAGGAGCCGUAAAAGGGGAAAAAGCGACGUUCACUCAAUGGAAAUAUGACAAAGGAGACAGAAUUCCAAGACUCCUCUUGAAGAAAAAAAUAAAUCAGAGCAUCUCCAUUGAUGCCAGUGAUGAAUACAAGGACCGCAUAAACCUGGCUGCCAACUUAAGUCUGCUGUUGACUGCCGCCAAGUUAACCGACCAGCACUUGUUCACCUGCAUGGUUCUGCAAGUGGACGGCAUCAUGGAGUACCCGGUUCAGGUGGUCGUCAACAAGGCGCCUGAAGGUGUGGAGAUUUCUGACAAAGCAGAAGAGCUUGAGUUUGGCAAACUCACUAAGUUGGCCACAUGUGUCGCACGAGAUGCCAACCCGGCGGCCAAAAUCAUAUGGCUAAAGAACAACAAAUCCCUGUCGGAUGAUGGAAAAGGCAUUUCCAUCCAAACCUCCGUGGAGGUUGACCCAGUGACCAGUCUGUCCACCACCACCUCCACGCUAGAGUACUCUGCUAACAAAGAGGACACAUACGCUCAGUUCUCGUGCAGCUCCCAGCACAGCGUGGGCAAGCCGAUGACAUCUUCUCCACUCACCUUUAACAUCACAUACUCGACCGAGCAUCUCAUCCUGCAGGUCAACGCACAGGAGCCUCUGGUGGAAGGAGACAACGUGACUCUGAAGUGUGUGGCGGACGGCAACCCAGCUCCAUCCAGCUUUAACUUCCACCUGAAGGGGAACGUUGUGACUGUGAAUAACACGGACACAUACACCCUGACUGAUGUUUCACGUGACGCCACCGGCGAAUACAAAUGCUCCUUAAUUGACAACCCCUCCAUGGUGGCUUCCAAGGAGGUCACAGUCAAUUACCUAGACAUCAAUUUAAGUCCCACUGGGAGCGUUGUCAAGAAGGUUGGCGAGGCUUUGGAUGUAAAUUUCCAAAUCAACUCUUCAGGGGCAUCAAAGGUCUCCUGGACUAAGGACAAAGUCAAGCUGCAGAAAGAGCCCAAGUUUCACAAGCUGACGUACUCAGACUCUGGCCACUAUGAGUGUGAAGUGACAAUGGGGGCCCUCAUCAAGAAGCUUUCUUUUAAACUGCUCGUUGAAGGCGCUCCAGUGAUCAAGCAGCUGUCCAAACACCGCGGUGAAGAUGGUCAACAUAAAGUCUUGAUUUGUGAGGCCGAGGGCUCUCCAAAGCCAUCUGUUUCCUGGAGCAUCAACGGCACAUCGCUUUAUGAAAGUCCUUUUGUCAACGGGAAGGUCACGCACAAAAUCACAGUGGUGCCCACUGUCAACCUGACCGUCUUGUGCACCGUGUCCAACACGUUUGGCGAGGACAUGCGGGAAAUCAGCGUGUCCCCUCUAUUUGGGGAGGUGAGAGUGGAUAAACGAGACCAAUCAGAGGACGGCGAUCGGACCAAGUUGGUGGUCGGAGUCGUGGUCGGAGUUCUCAUCGUGGCCAUGGUUAUUGGUCUGGCGUACGGAAUCUACCAGAAGAAAUCCAAGCAAGGGAGCUGGAAGACCGGCGAAAGGGAGAACGGCUCCUCUGAGGAGGAGAAGAAGCUGGAAGAGAAAGUGGAGGAGAACAGUCAAAAAGCUGAAGUGUAGAGGAGGGGCGGGGGGGGACGAGCGAGCAUCCUUUGGGAAUGUGAAAGUGAGAAUAUGGAACUUUGCACGUUUCGCCUCACCUCAUCUUUUGGGAAAAAAAAAACAAGUGUAAAGUUUGAUUUCAGGGAUAAUUUGACUACACAUCGAAACCGACCUGUGAUUUAAAAAAAAAAAAACCAACCCACUACCACCACCUGCGUGGAUGCUGUCUGCUUCACUGGAUCCACAUGUAAGUAUGUUAGGAUCACCUCACCUUUGUUAGAAACUUGAACUUUUUGGUUUAGUCGCUGCAAGUGGAAUCACUUUUUAGACCAGUUUGCCUUUGCUGUAAAAACCCGUGUAGGCCUGCGUCACGUCAAUGUUUAGUGUACAUAUGUUUGGGUUCGUUCAGGCAGGCGAGGAGAAGUCGCCGGAAGGGCUGAGAGGCGUUUGCUUAGUCGUGGUUACAAAUUGCAGGAAAAUGUUUGACAUUUUGUUGUCAAAUAGACAACGCGCCAUUUUGCUUCCUUUUUUUUUUUUUUUUUUUUUUUCCAAAUGUACUGUAUGUUGGCCGUAACCACUGGAUGACACACAAGCAGGCGCAACACCCAAAAGCAGUGAAGUUUGCAAUGAUUUGCAAAUCCUUUUCAAUUUAUAUUUAACUGAAUGAGCUGCAAAGACAAGAUACUUAACGUUCCAACUGAGAAACGUCAUUCUUUUUUGCAAAUAAUCAUAGAAUUUAGAAUUUAAUGGUAAAUGGGUUAUACUUGUAUAGCGCUUUUCUACCUUCAAGGUACUCAAAGCGCUUUGACACUAUUUCCACAUUCACCCAUUCACACACUGAUGGCGGGAGCUGCCAUACAAGGCCCUAACCCCGACCCAUCAGGAACAAGGGUGAAAGUGUCUUGCUCAAGGACACAACAGACGUGACAAGGUUGGUAGAAGGUGGGGAUCGAACCAGGAAUCGUCAGGUUGUUGGCACAGCCACUCUCCCAACCGCGACACGCCGUUCCAAUGGCAGCAACACAAUGCAAAAAAGUUGGCACAGGGGCAUUUUUACCACUGUGUCACAUGGCCUUUCCUUUUAACAACACUCAGUAAACGUUUGGGAACUGAGGAGACCAAUUUUUGAAGCUUUUCAGGUGAAAUUCUUUCCCAUUCUUGCUUAAUGUACAAUUUAAGUUGUUCAACAGUCAGGGGUCUUCGUUGUCUAAUUAAGGCUUUAUAAUGCGCCACACAGACCGGUUUGGACUAGUACCUGCACUCUUUUACUACAAAGCGACGCUGUUGUAACACGUGCAGAAUGUGGCUUGGCAUUGCUUUACUGAAAUAAGCAGGGGCGUCCAUGAAAAAUACAUUGCUUCAAUGGCAAGAUAUGUUACUCCAAAACCUGUAUGUACCUUCAUGAUGUGUAAGUUACCCAUGCCUGGGGCACUAAUACACCCCCAUACCAUCACAGAUGCUGGCUUUUCUACUUUGCGCUUAUAACAAUCCGAAUGUUUUUUUUCCACUUUGAUCCGGACGACACAACGUCCACAGUUUCCAAAAAAAAUUUGAAAUGUAGACUCGUCAGACCAUGGAACACUUUUCCACUUUGCAUCAGUCCAUCUUUGAUGAGCUCGGGCACAGCGAAGCCGGCGUUUUUUCUGGGUGUUGUUGAUAAAUGGCUUUGGCUUUGCAUAGUAGAGUUUUAACUUGCACUAACAGGUGUAGCGACGAAUUGUAGUUACUGACAGUGGUUUUAUGAAGUGUUCCUGUGCCCAUGUGGAGAUAUUCUUUACACACUGAUGUCGCUUUUUGAUUCAGUACUGCCUGAGGGAUCCGAGGUCAUGGGCAGUCAAUGUUACAUGUCGUGAUUUCUCCAGAUUCCCCAAAACUUUUGAUGAUGGAGAAAUCCCUAAAUUCCUUGCAGUAGCUCGUUGAGAAAUGUUCUUAAUCUUUUGGACAAUUUGCUCAAAAAGAGGUGACCCUCGCCCCCUCCUUGUCUGUGAAUUACUUAGCAUUUCAUAGAAGCUGCUUUUAUACCCAAGCAUAUCACCCACCUGUUCCCAAUUAGCCUGUUCACCUGUGGGAUGUUCCAAAUAAGUGUUUGAUGAGCAUUCCUCAACUUUCUCAGUCUUUUUGUCCACUUGUGCCAGCUAUUUUGAAACAUGUUGCAGGCAAGCAAAUAGUAGCAAAAAAUAAAGUUUUCCAGUUUGAGCGUUAAAUAUUUUGUCUUUGCAGUUUAUUAAAUUGAAUAUAGGUCGAAAAAGGAUUUGCAAAUCAUUGUAUUAUGUUUUUAUUUACCAUUUACACAACGUUUUGGGGUUCGUAGAUGGUGUUAUGUAUGCGCUCCAUCAGUUUAAAGAUGUCCGUCAUGCUUCUUUCUGCCUUCUUUGUAAGAAUAAAUGCUUGUUUCUUCAGUUAGUGAUGUGCACUAUAGGAGUCGUAUUUCCCAUGGCAGUUUGCAUCCAAAAACAUCUGCUAGAGCUCAAAAUGUGGUAGACCAGGAUGUCGUUGUGAAGUAUGAACUUUUUUGUUGUUGUUUCUAUUUAUGUUGUACAAGAUGAAAGAUCCUGGUCGGCAAAAUAAAAAUGAAAAUUAUUUUUUUUCAUCCCACCUUUUUAAAUCGGACACGAAAUGUAGUUAAUUUUCAUGUCGGUUGCUUCGCGUCUGCUCGAAUGAACGUCUCCGCAUGCAAUGACGUCAUCGGACCUCGGAGCAACCCACCCGGUGUGGAAACAACCAAUUGGAAGAAUGACCAAAGAAAAGUGAAAAUUGCCAUGCAAGUAUUGUAAAUAUCUGUUUUGACUUUUUUUGUACUUUUGUUUAAAAUAAAGUGGACAUUUGGAAAAACA